Messenger RNA from Adelges cooleyi (spruce gall adelgid), 939 nucleotides. RefSeq lists its product as uncharacterized. The record is from RefSeq and is a predicted model, not a curated record. Lineage: Eukaryota; Metazoa; Arthropoda; Insecta; Hemiptera; Adelgidae. The transcript has a single exon. The coding region runs from base 1 to 939 and encodes 312 amino acids.
AUGAUCAAUUCCAGGACUGCGGUUGCAUUGCUGGUGUUCGUGUGUUGUUUGGGAUCCGACAUCGACGACGAGGCGGUGUUGGAUGGAUUGCCCAAGCUAGUCGAAGCCGACAUCAAAGACCUUUUGGUGAAAAUCGAACAGCAAGCAGAGUUCGAUCAGCCCGAGAGCGAACCUUUGGAACUUGUGUUAAGACACAGGCCAGACCUGUUCACCAACGUACCCAAGAAGCUGCUGGCGAAAUUGCAGCUGUUGGGCGACGAUCUCACCGAAAUCUUCCACGGUUCCACGGUCUCUCCGCACACCGGUACCAAACCUUACUCGUCUUACUUGGACAUCUUGACUCAAGACCUUCGGAGACGGGUAGAAUUCGCCGGAUCGCAUGUCAGCGACCCUGUCAACCGGCCGUGUGCUACUGCAGCAAAAGCCAGCAGCAGCAACUUGGGUGUACAACCCUCGGAACACAAUAAUAGACUGUCGUCGGCAAAGCAGCCGUGUUGGCCGUUUAAAAAAGCAUCGACUAAAAGAGGUGUCAAACAAACGACAAAACCUUGUCCGAGUACCACUGUACUUGCAACCGCUAAUGGCUCCUGCUCAAGUACAACACCUAGCAGCACUACCACGACGACUUGCACUACAAAUGCAACUACUUCCACCACCAAUACCGUCGUGAGUACCACCACAGUCGAUGAUAAGGUCAGCACGACUUGCACCACUCCGUCCUCUACUGUGUCCGUCACCCGAAACUCCAGUCAAACUACUUCAUUGCCGUUUGCCAGCACGGAAGACGUGCAACAGAUGUCUUUGUCGUCUUCUGUUAAAACCACAUCAUACGAAGUGCCGGCUAUCGUUUACAAAGUCUCAAGCGAGUCCACUGCUUCCAAGUCAAGUACACACCAAAUGCCAGUUGAAGUUUCCAAAAUCGAUGCCCCGGCCGACUAG